This is a messenger RNA of Ruditapes philippinarum (Manila clam), 1273 nucleotides long. Its product is annotated as opioid growth factor receptor-like protein 1. Gene Ontology annotation, cellular component: membrane. The record is from RefSeq and is a predicted model, not a curated record. The transcript has 2 exons. Gene Ontology annotation, molecular function: signaling receptor activity. Bases 46 to 411 code for a protein of 121 amino acids. NCBI's taxonomy places the organism in Eukaryota, Metazoa, Mollusca, Bivalvia, Venerida, Veneridae.
UCUAGAGUGUAUGCAGCAUUUGAUGUUAUAUUAGAUUUUUAUGGAAUGAAGCUGUAUAACGAUAUCAAAGGUAUAUUCAGAAGGAAGAGGAGUACUUAUAAAGAUAGAUACUAUUAUUUGCAAAGUAAUCCUUCUGAAAACUAUCGAAGAAUCACACGAGUCCUUGUAUCCAUAGGUGAACUGGGAUUGGAAAGAUUUCAGGUACCUUGGAUUGAGUUUCUCAUUAAAGAAGGUAUAGACAAUGCACUUUUCCCAACUCUUGAUGGAGAAAGCAUUAUGCACUGGAUUACUGCUAUAAAAUACGAAGAGGAGAGGCAAGUGAUGUUCAGAAAGUAUCAGAAAUUAGCUGGACACAUGCCUCUUGUUAGUCCCAUACAAACUAGAAAUGUUGGAAAUAGGUCUGAUGUGUAACAGUAGAACAGUAAAACAAGUGCUCGUAAUAUUGCUACCUGGGACUACGCAGAAGCCGAUGGUGAUUUUUAUAUUACGUUCAUUUAAUAAGGGGAUGCUGUGAUGUAACAGUUUAGGAAACUAAAUUGUAACCUUAGAUCACUCAUUUAAAACGAAAGACAUUUAAGGCCUAUGCAACAACUGUUAGAAACUGAUGAAUAUGAGGGUCAGGUGGCGUGAACACCUUGUCAAUUGUAGUUAACAAAUUAAAGUAUUAAACAUUUUUUUCAAAGAAAAUGUAACACUCGCCAUGCUUGACCAUGCAUUAUAAUUUUUUGUAACACCAAAUAAUUUUUUUUCUAUCAUUUAAAGAUCAUGUAUGUUGUAAUUCAGAUUGUAUAUAUAUAUAUUUUUAUGCGUUUAUUUAAGGUCACCGCCGGAAAGCCCAUAUGGGCGACAGUACACUCAAGUCGGGCCAUCCUAGAGCGCCCCGCCGAGAUUUUUUCGUCGAUUUUUAUUCCAGCUUUUAUUUGUGGUAAAUACCCCAGGUGCCCCUCCGGGCAUUAUUUCAGGCACGAGCGGGCACCUGGGUAGAACCACCGACCUUUGGUAAGCCAGCUGGAUGGCUUCCUCACAUGAAAUAUUUCGACCCGAGUGAGGAUCAAACCUACAGCGGUCAGGGACCUGUGAUCUCAAGUCAGCGACCUUAACCACUCGGCCACGGAUUGUAUACUACACAAUUAGUGAAAUUAUACAAUGUAUAUGUAUAUAAUUAUGCUUAUAAAGCAAUUUUCGAGAACCGAAGAAUAUGUAAAAUAUGUACUGCAAAUAUUUGUACAUAUUAUAUGUAAUCAUUAAAAUAUAUGCAUUCAUUUCUUAUUAA